AUGAGCACUGUGUUCGAGAUCCACCCGCUGCAUGGCGACGUGGUCCCUUCGGAGCAUGCGGGAACAUUCAGCUACGUCGCCGACGGGGCUCGGCAAAUUUUGAUUAGGCCGCCGCCAAGCGAUGGCAAGAGCAAGUCAGCCCUGGAGGAUUGCGGCAGGCUGGCCUGGACCUUGGCCACCCACGUGCGGCGCCGCAGCGUGGAGCUCCUGGCGAGAGCCUUGCCUCACGGGGUGGACGCGCAGCGGGCAGCAGAGAGUCUUGGCCUGCAGGGCCCGGAUGACCUGGAGGCGUGGCUGGCCACGGAGUUCCCGAACCAGGCCUUGCUGCGAGGAGACCGCCUGGAUUGUGCAAAGGUGUGCGCCUGCUUUGCAGAGGAGCAGGCGCAGGUGGCGCAACGCGAGGAGGCCUCGCGCCGAGACACGGAGCUGAGCACCUUCGUUGUGAGCCAUGAAGAGGUUCUGAAGCGUGCAGAACAGAAGAAGGCAGCGAAGGCGGCGUCCAAGGCUGAGAAGAAGGCAAAGAAGGAGAAGAAGCGUGAAAAGAAGCGUGCGAAGAAAGAGAAGAAGCGGCAGAAGAAGGAGAAGAAGGAGAACCGGACAGCCAAGAAGGCCAAGCCAGGCCUGGCAAUGUUUCUUGGGCUCGUUCUGGUGGAUACAAAGGAAGGGUUUUAA
Molecule: messenger RNA, 672 nt
Organism: Effrenium voratum
Lineage: Eukaryota; Dinophyceae; Suessiales; Symbiodiniaceae
Source: the annotation of a GenBank genome assembly